Molecule: messenger RNA, 3626 nt
Organism: Nasonia vitripennis (jewel wasp)
Lineage: Eukaryota; Metazoa; Arthropoda; Insecta; Hymenoptera; Pteromalidae
Exons: 12
Coding region: 388-2826 (812 amino acids)
Cellular component (GO): plasma membrane
Molecular function (GO): protein binding
Source: RefSeq, a predicted model, not a curated record
CGGUGCGGCAUUCAUUCACGGCUCGCGAUGCUGAGCGCAUGACACGCCGAGACGACCGCUCCGCGCUCACACGGCCAAGUUUACGCGCGCGCGAACGCGCGUUUGUGCUGUACAGUUCGUAAUACGCGGCUGCGUUUCUAUAUCGUUGGGAUUCCCUGGUUGCAAGAUGUGAUUGUUGGUUGAGGAAGUUAUUUUUGUUUCUGUUCUUUGGUUUAUUUUGCGUUCGAUUCGAUCAGUGACUGGUGACUGGAAGACGUUGUUGUGAACCGUUGGAUCAGUGCGCAAUAAACGCGAUUAUUCACGUUUGUUAGAUGCAGUGUUUUUUUGCAUUUCUGGUGAUUCAGGAUCUCUUCACUGGCGCGAGACCCGGCGAUGCGGACGUAAUUUAUGAUGGAGAACCGUGCCUACGAGGAUGAGGCAAACAAGGCGGCGCAUCACCAGCACUACCACCACUAUCAGCAGCAGCAGCAGCUCCUCCACAAGCAUCAGCAACAUCAGCAGUUCAAUCACAUCAUGCACAGUCACCCCCAACAACACCAACAGCAACACCAUCCCCACCACCAUCCGGACGACGAGUUCUCCCACGAUCCGCCUCAGAUCUCUGAGGGUAGCCACCACCUGCACCAGAAUCACCUGGUCCAGCCUCGCUUCGACACCUACCGAGGUCUGGAGAUGCCCCAACACACGGCCGACUGUCACGUCUACGAGGACAUCGUCCCACCUUACGGACUCGCAUUGGAACCGGGUGGAGGCGGGGGCGGUGGUUUCCAGAGGAAUCUCACGCUGCCCCUCAGGAGGACCAGCCAGAGCUGCGAGUCGAUCGAGACCAACCCUCAGAGCUCGUCCGUACGGGUUACCAACAGAGAGCGCACCAGGGGAUCGGUGAUCGAUCGGCUCACCAGGGACGACAGGAAUCGCGAUAGCGGCCACAACGACAGCAUCGUCAGCGGGACGAGCAGCAACAGCAACACGGAUCGUCCGCAGCGGAGGAGACGUAAGAAAGAUUGCAAGCACUGCAAGAUCAAGGCGAUAGCGUGCAGCGCCGAGGAGGCGAAACAGCGCGACGAACACGCCGUCUACGAGGAGCGCAGUGCCGAGUUGCGGGCAAUCUUCGGACUGCCCGACGUGGGACUCUGCAGACUAGCGCCUGGAUGUCUCAGCACUGGGGUCGUCUAUGCCAUCGGCUGCAAUGGCACCGACUGCAGCAACGGUCUAAUGAACAGAGGAGCAGCCGGCGAUGGGCUGCAGCAGUCGUCGACGAUGCCGAGGUUCGCCCACGUGCAGCCGCAGCCUCAGCCACAGCAGCAGCAGCAGCAUCAGGAUGGCACCACCACCGGCUCGUCGUUGUGCGACGACAAGGCUCUCAUUACGCCACCGCCCGGCUCCAAAGGAUCCAACCGGGCUGCCGGUAUGAAGGUCAACUCGAUCUACGCUCAGGAGCACUGGCACGCAGCCAAGGACCCGAGGAUCUUCCUUAACGACCCCAAGGAUCAGAACUCGCCCUUCCAGCGAGCCUACUCGGCGGUGUCGGCGAACUCGCCGAGCUCGGAGAACCGGGCGAACCUACGUCGCAGCGUGCGCGACGAGCCCGCACCGCAUCCAGCUCGACUUCGCAAGCACAGGCACGGCUGGACGCUCCACUUUGGCCGACACGUCAACGGCACUGCCUGUACCAAGUCCCUCGUGCUGGUACUUCUCGUCUUGUUCGCGCUUCUCGGCAUUGGUGGCAUCGCACUCUACAUCGUUUUUGAGCCCGAAAAGUUACACGUGAUCCAGCAGUAUCUGCGCUCGAGCGCGCGGAACUCGACGUCAGGUCGCAACGGUAGCCUAAUCGGCCCGGACUUCGAGGAGCCGGUCUUCCCGACGUCCUUGCCGACCUCAUCCUUUCUCGAUGCAAUUCUCAACGCGUCCGUCUCGUCGUUGAAUAAUAACAACGUCCCGGGUUUCGUCAACGACGGUGACCUGGACGACACGCCGAUAUUCGUCACCGCCUGGACGUCGCCUCCGUCGAGUAGCACGUUGUGGACUACUGCGGCCAAAUCUUCGACGACGAGAACGAGUCUGAAUAUGACCUCGACAACGCAAUCGACGGCGACGACGUCAACGACAACAACGGCGAGAAGCUUCCUGGAGGCGACGGCGAGGCGACGGAGGCCUUGCCACGAGUGCUACCCCAACGAGGUCUGCGUGGCGAGGAACGCGGACGAAGUGCCUUAUUGCAGAACGGCUGUGAAUCCGCAGGACGCGAGCGGUUGCGCUGGAUACUGCGACGACCAAACCCAAAAGUGCCAUAAAAUUGAGGGCGGUGCGUUCAGAUGCAUGGAAAUCGAGCACCAUUGCCUGGACGACGAGUGGACGUGCAAGACCAUAUUCUGCAUCCCGCUGGUCAAGCGCUGCGACGGCCAGAUGAAUUGUUACGACCACUCCGACGAGUAUAACUGCGACUGUAAUCUAGAGACGCAUUUCCACUGCGGCAAUCAAACUUCGUGCCUUCCACUGUCGAAGAAGUGCGACGGACACGUGGACUGCUUCGACGCCUCGGACGAGGAGAACUGCACAACAAGUCAUGAUCUUGGUAGGCUCUGCCCUUCGACGGACGAGUUCACGUGCAGGAACAAGCAGCAGUGCAUCAGGAAAUCUCGUUUCUGCGACGGCUACCGCGACUGCAAGGACGGCUCCGACGAGCCGGUCGGCUGUAAUGGUCGAUGCAACAAACACGAGUUUACCUGCCACAAUGGCAGAUGCAUUGACAAGGGCGACAAGUGCAAUGGAAUCGACGACUGCGGUGACCGCAGCGACGAGCAACACUGUCGAGAGCGAUUGUAAAAAAGAAUGGAAAUAAGAAGAAUAAAAUAAAAAAUAAAGAAAAUCUAUCGCGUUUCCUCGCUUACGAAGCAUUUACGGCACACAGACACGCUGUUGAACGAACAUUAUUUUUUACGUGUUAAAUAUUAAAUAUAUAAUGACGCUGAGCGCAAAUUUGUACUAUAAACAGAAUUUAAGAGAGCCGGCAAGUCAAAAAGUCGUGACUUUUUACAUCGCGUUGUUAGGAUAAUGUCGCAGUAUUUCAAAUUAUGAGAAAAAAAAGUCGCGAAUAAUAUAUGCGUGUUCUAUUGUAUAGGUAGGAAUAGCAAAUUUUAUUAUUACUAUUAUUAUUUCUAUUAUUCUAACUAUUAUUAUUAUUAUUAUUAUUAUUAUUAUUAUUUGUAUUGCUAUUAUACAUUAUUAUUCGCAAAAAAUAUAUUAAUGCUAUAAAGAAGGAAAAUGACUAAGCCAGUGUGAUUUUUUGUUCUUAUUAUUGUGUAUUUGUUUCUUAGUGACUUUUCUCAUUCUUACACAUAUACAUGAAUACGUGAUUCGAUUGUAAUGUCUUAUAUAAAGAAUCGAUUUUUUGUAUAUUAUACUGGAUUGUACAUAAUAUAGUCGAAAAAAUGGAAAAAUAAACACAAAUGACAAAACAAUAUUGCGUUAUACAUCAUACCAUAGAACUUCAUUUCCUUUGAAGACAGUGUAAAAAAAGGAACGCCGAGAAAGCUUUAUAUUCUUUUCGUACUCUAGAGUUAUUAGGCUCAUUAUCUUCUUUGACAUAUUUACAUUGUACGAAUGAAUCGAUCUAUAUAUAUAUA